GUCAAGUUCUUCAGGUUUAGAGAAUCUUAAUUGAGUGAAUUAUUGUUCCAAUAGUUCCUUUAUAAUGGCAAAACGUUUACGUUUGGCCUGUGAUCAUUGCCACAAGAGUAAAAUUCGGUGCUCUGGUGGCGAUCGGUGUGCCAAAUGCCGUGAGCUGAAUCUGGAAUGCCAAUAUAGUUAUAUGGCCACGAUGGGCAAACCAAGAGGUCGCCGCAAUCACAAAACACUUCACGCACUUGCAGCUUCUGCCAGCAGAGGCUCACCCCAGAGCGGAAUGUUUCGUGGCAGCUCAACUCCAUCAAUCCCACCGAGCCAAAAAGAUCAUCUGGUUAGCCUCAACCCGCAAUGCACUGGGCCCAUUAGCGAAGACAACGUGCGCGAGAAGUUGGGAAUAAAGGGGAGAGAAUUGUGGGAUCCAAGUGAAAAUUUUCCCAUACACUCACCACCACUAUCUACAAUCAAUGCUAGGGAUGAACUCCUAGGAUCCAUGGACGUCGAUUGGACAAGUUCAGAGUGGCAAUACCUAAGCGAAUUCGACCUUGGAUUCUAUAUGGCGCCCUCUUUGAGCAAUGACGCUGGAGUGUCUUGUUUGCCGCGUAUCACUGAGCAGGCUCAGAUCUCACCGAGUGAUUGCUGCUUAAGCAAGCUGACUGACCACAUCUGUCAACUCGACCAUAUGGAACGCCAGCAAAGUAUGCACUGCGUAGAUGCGACUUUUGAUAAAGCAAUGCAGGUAUCAGCAUGCAUUCAAAACGCACUAGCAUGUCAUUUUUGUCGGCUGAACAGCAAAGUUCUCUUAUUAAGCAUGAUCGUUCUAGAAACCGUCUUGAAUUGGAUCUCAUUCGAGAGCGUCCACAUCCCAGAGAAACGUCACCCUCCUGUCGUUAAUAUCGGGAAAUGGACGUUGCCCGACUCAUACGGUUGUCUGGUAAUUACCUUUCUGACAGCCCGAAUUCUUGACAACAUCGAGACUGUCGUAAAGGGGUUAGGCACGCGGAUCGAUGAAUUCUCCCUGGAGAAGCAAAUACACUAUCAGUCCAUGGAUAUGGAAGCAAUCAAGCAGAGCUGGCUGCGGUUAGAAGCAUCGAUGAAAAAGCUCGUGCGACUCGCCGAAGCAGUUUAGCAUCUUCUACAUAAGGGCGUCUAUUGGCAUGUGGGGAUGACAACAUUUCGUUGAAUGGUAUUCUGUCUUUUCGAACGCUGCAAUUUGCAGAUGAAUGGUCAUUAUAUAACGUCGUUUGAAAUAGGUUCUGGAGUCCUUAAUAGAUGUUAUCGUGCUUGGAUAACCUUCUUCGAGUAAUA
Messenger RNA from Pseudomassariella vexata, 1302 nucleotides. RefSeq lists its product as uncharacterized. Gene Ontology annotation, molecular function: DNA-binding transcription factor activity, RNA polymerase II-specific; zinc ion binding. NCBI's taxonomy places the organism in Eukaryota, Fungi, Ascomycota, Sordariomycetes, Amphisphaeriales, Pseudomassariaceae. Bases 65 to 1123 code for a protein of 352 amino acids. The transcript has 4 exons. The record is from RefSeq and is a predicted model, not a curated record. Gene Ontology annotation, biological process: regulation of DNA-templated transcription.